AUGUCUGAUAAAUUUUAUGAUGACCUCUGGUUGGAAGCGAAAAAAGAAAUAUCAAAAUUAGUGGCCCAAGAUAUUGCGGCCCAAGAAAACGAACUGACUGAGGAAGCUGCGUUAAAAAAAUUAAUGCCGAUUUAUUUGAAAUAUCGUAAAGUUACAAAGAUUCUGCUGUUGUGUUAUGAGCAAACAAUCCAGAGCCAAAAGAGAGAAAUCAUUGAGAAAUUUGUCGGGUGCUCGAUCGGCCGGAUGCUUGAGUACAAGAAAGAAAUUGUGAAACUGAAUUGCUCAGAAUAUGAGUGCCCAGAUGACCUGCUAAUUAAAAGUAAGUGGACGCCAAAUGAUAUUGAAAUAUCAUCGCCAAGCAUGUCAGCCAAUAAUCAAUUGUGGCAGCAUCAAAAACGUAUUGAAUAUGAAAUUGAUGAGCAAGUAUUUAAAAAAGCUGUUUUGAUGAUACAGAGUCACGAAAGAGCUAGAGUUGCUAGAAAAAUCGCUAUCAGAACCCAAAAACAGAAGGAAUAUAAUGAAAAAUUGAUGUCAGGAGAAAUUUCGCUCGAGAAAAAAAAAGAAAAUGAAAAAAAAAUUCACAAAGCUGUGGUGACUAUUCAAAAAUUAUGGCGAGGCUUUUAUGCCCGGAAGCUUUUACGAGAGCGAGCAAAUCGGUUGGAAGAAUUAUUGGGAAUGACUUCCAGUUCCAGAGAUGACCAAGUUCUGAAAAAGGAUGAAGACAAUAUAAAACGACGGCAAGACUUACGAUUGCGGGAUCUAGUCGAUUUUGAGAUGAGGAAAAGUGAACAAAAGUCUCGAGUUUUUGAAAAAAAAAGCCCUGAGCUUAUGGAAGACAUCACUGACGAAAUUCGUGAAUGGUUUCGGCUUUGGUACAAUCAAGUAGGCCAUUUUGGAAUUUUUCCUCCGGCUUCUGAUGGAGGAUCGGUUUUGAUUGCUACCGAGCACGUUCCAAGUCCGCAAGAAUUUUUAAGUCCACAGGAAAAAAGUGACAAGAUAGAGUCCGGAGAUUGGAUAAUGCCGAGGUCAAAAGUUCUUGAUACUUUAGUUGAAUUAAAUCGACAGUAUUCAUAUGACUGGGAGUUACAAGACGAUUUGAUGGGUGAUAUUUAUCAUGAAGUUCAAUUGGAAACCCGUGAAAUUGUUGAUGAUUCAAUGAGACUUGAACUGAAGCGUCUUAACAAAGCAUUGAUCAAAGAUCACAAAGACGAUAAAGUCAAAUUCAAAAUUUCCAAAGCCAAAGGCAAGCGAAAAAAACAGAAGAAAUCAAAGCUGCCGGAUGUUAAUAAAAUCCAAGAAAUGUUUGAUGAACUGGUUAAAACAAAUAUAAUAAAAAAGUAUGAAAACGUUAGAUUAGAUGAAUGGGUCAGCGACAUUUCUUACGGAGAAUCGAAGCUAAGAAAUAGUCUAGGUAACGUAAAACAAGCGGUUAUCGAUUACUGCAUUCUUCCGUUGCGAUCAAAACAAGUCCAUAAACUAACGCCUUUAACUAAAUCAAUUUGCAUCGCCGGCUUACCGAGAUCAGGAAAAAAUUUACUCGCUAAUAUAAUCUGUACUGAAGCCGGCGCUACUUUGAUAGACUUAACACCUAGUAAUUUAGCCAAUUACCGAGAAAAGGUGACAGAAAAAAAAUUAAUAAAAAUGGUAAUAGCUGUGGCGAGAUUCUCUCCAUCAGCUGUAAUUAUUUUGAUCGAUGGCGGCGAUAAGCCCUGGUGGAAGAAAGUGCCACCGGUUGAAAAAGAUACAAAACCUAAAAGACUCGCACGAUUGCUACCUAAAAUAAUAAAGUCUAUAAGCCCCGGGGAUCAGAUUCUGGUAUUGGGAAUAGCGCACGAGCCAUGGAAAUCAAAAAAACCUUUCUAUAAAUUCUACAAAAAAUUUAUAAUAAUACCGCCUACGGACUACAAUUCUCUGUUUAUGUUUUAUCAGAAAAUUAUAUCAAAAUAUCACGGGUUAGAUAAAAAUCUCGAUAUUUCGUCGCUGGCACGAGUAACAGUCGGAUAUCCACUGGGUGCCGUAAAAGAAGUUUUAGAAAAUAUUUUAAAUAUUAAACGCAGACUAAAUUUAAAAUCACGUCCGUUAAAAUGUGAAGAAAUUUUAAGUGAAUUAAUUAAUCAUGAUCCCACGCAAGUUGUAAAGCAAUUCAAAAAAUUUGAAAACGAUCGAGCCAUUUUAGUAAUCAAGACCUUCAAUAGCGCAACAAGAUUUAACCCCUGA
Molecule: messenger RNA, 2217 nt
Organism: Microplitis demolitor
Lineage: Eukaryota; Metazoa; Arthropoda; Insecta; Hymenoptera; Braconidae
Product: dynein regulatory complex protein 11-like
Exons: 7
Coding region: 1-2217 (738 amino acids)
Molecular function (GO): ATP binding; protein binding; ATP hydrolysis activity
Source: RefSeq, a predicted model, not a curated record